UAUUGUGUAUUUCAAAUUAUAUUUAUAUAAUGCACUAAAGAAUAAUAAUAACAAUAUUGUAAUAAAUGUGGUUUAGAUCUCAGAUAAUAUAUUAUUAUUAAGUAAAAGCUGUUACAAAAUGCCGGCGUCCGAAUAUUCUAAGAAUACAGACCGGACCACCGACGUGCAGACAAGUAAUCAAACGCCAUUCAGUACAAUUAUUUGUGACAAUCCAGAAUUGUUAAAAGGCUUAACCGACAAUGGAUUCGUACACGCAUCUCCUAUUCAGGUGUCUGCUUUGCCUACGAUAAUUGCUGGAAGUGAUACAAUCGUUGAAGCAAAAAAUGGUACAGGAAAAACGCUUACAUUCGUCAUACCCGUAUUGAAAAAAUUAAAAACAGAAAAUAAUCACUUGCAGAGUAUUGUCUUAGCACCAACACGAGAAAUUGCUGUUCAAAUACAACAAUGUUUCAAAAAAGUUGGUCAAUAUAUGUCUGAUUUAAAAUGCGAGUACUUUAUUGGUGGAACGUCAGUUGACGAAGAUAAACAAAAAGCGAUUGGUUGUCAGAUAGCAGUCGGUUCACCGGGGCGCAUCAAACAUUUAUUGACACAACAUGUGUUGAUAGGUUCCAAUGUAAAAAGCUUUAUACUUGAUGAAGUCGAUAGAAUGUUAAGUGAUAAAAACUUUACGAAAGACGUACGAUCAAUUAAUGCAAAACUGCCAAAAUUAAAGCAAACUAUAGUCGUAAGUGCAUCGAUCGAUAAGAGUCAUGUGUCACUUUUUGAUGAAUUUAUGGAAGAAUACUCUGUAGUUAAGGAUACAGAAGAAAACACAAAUUUAUCCCAAGAUCCAACAAAGUUCCUAUUAGGUAUUAAGCAAUAUGUGGCUUGUGUCAAAUCAGUCAGUACUAAUAUAAUAUUAUUGCCAGCGAAGAAUCUACGUCUUCUUAAUAUUUUGCGUAAUUUACCGCACACACAAUGUAUCAUAUUUACAAACUACAUGACGAGAGUCGAAGCUGUUUGCAAUAUGUUACGCGACAAUGACUAUAAGGCCGAUUACAUUAGAGGUGAUCAGGAUCAGAAAAUUCGUUUGAAGUUAGUCGACAGGCUUACAUCGUUUAAAUCCAAAAUCCUGGUAGCUACAGAUUUAAUAGCUAGAGGAAUAGAUUCUUCUAACGUAGACUUAAUAAUCAACAUGGAUUGCCCACAUGAUUCGGCCACAUAUUUACACAGGAUUGGCAGGGCCGGACGUUUUGGAAAUAGAGGGUAUGCUGUGACGAUACUAGACGACGAUAAAGAAUUGAUAUCGUUUAAGAAAAUCAUCAACAGUAUAGAAAACGUAAGUAUUAAAUUGUUACCAAUCGCAAUUAAAAAACCUAUUCUUGACUAUGAAGAGGAUGAGCUCGAAGAACUUAAUUUGAAAACUGGAUUAGAAUCUUCAAACGGUGUUGAAAACGGGAAAAUCACAGAUGACGAAGAUGAUCUAGAACAAAAUGAACAAAGCGAACCUGAAAUAAGCGACAGUGAUAGUUCACUUACUCAAAAUAACCAGUUAAUGGUUCCAAUCGAGACGAUACCGAUAAAUGAGUCGCAGUCUAUUUACGGACCGGAUAUGUCGGAGAAGGAAUCACUGGUAAAACUUCGUGAAGCUGUCAACGACAAAGAAAAACAACUCAUUGAUAAUAAUCUUGUUAAUAAAAAACAUUUGACUGCUGACCGGUCGUUUGUAUUGUUUGACCCGGAAUCUCUUCUCGAUGAUUCGGAUCAGUACAUGAAAUAUAGUGCAGAAGAGUUGGUAGAUAUUUUCAACAAUUAUGAUUCUGAUAUUUCGAAGUACGAAGCCUCUAGAAAACUAAUAAAUACAAAUGAAGCAACAGUACAAGUUGAAUGUGUAAAAGAAGAUUCUAGUCAACAAGAAAAUUCAAAUGAUAUUUCUAGUACGUCGUGUGCUAAAGACGCCAAAAAUGCUAGCCAAACUUCACCUCAAAAAUUAAAAUUUACAAAUAUAUUUGAUUUAUUUCAAAUACCAGACAUAAGUCUCCUAAAGCCUACUCGGACUGAACAGUUAACUGAGGAAAAUGACGACAAUCCUACUGUAGCUGAUGAAAUUGAAAUACAAUACAAUAAGUUUUACAAUGAAGAGGAAUAUUGUGAUGAAGAGGAAGAAGAAUGGGUGGAUAUUGAAGAAGAAGAAGAAGAAGACAACGAUGUUGAUAGUUCUUCUGAAGAAGCAAUUCAGUCAGAAGAAGAUGAAAAUAGCAAUUAUGAUGAUGAAGUUGAAACCAAUUGCUGUACAGAAGAUGAGACAGAAGAUGAAAGCCAAAUUGAAACAGACGAAAACAAUUAUGUUGAGUAUGUAAAACCAGUAAAAAAGUCAACAAAAGAUAACACGAGAAAUGAGUAUUAUAAACCACAAAAACCGGUUAGGGAAAAUGAAAACAACCAUCAACAAUUAGUUAACCACAACGCCUUAAACGAUUGGUAUCGUGAAUGGUAUCGCCAGUUAAACGCCAUACAAACAUAUGUAAAUUUGAGUUAAAAGUACUGAGUAUUUCAACAAGCUUUUAAAAUGUUCUUUUAAUUUUGUAAUGGUCCUAAUAAAAUAGUAUUGUUGUAAAACUGUUAUUUUUAUCUAUAUAAUAAUAAUUAUUUUAAUUUUGAUUACUUUGAUAAUAAACAUUUGUGGUUAUGUACUGUUUUUAUAAGAAAUAAUACCAUUUUAUAAAAAUAAAUAUAAUGUCAUACA
Molecule: messenger RNA, 2725 nt
Organism: Adelges cooleyi (spruce gall adelgid)
Lineage: Eukaryota; Metazoa; Arthropoda; Insecta; Hemiptera; Adelgidae
Exons: 7
Coding region: 119-2518 (799 amino acids)
Molecular function (GO): ATP binding; nucleic acid binding
Source: RefSeq, a predicted model, not a curated record